CUUAGUCCUCCUAGUCCCAGGCUCCCAGUCACUCGUCUCCCAGUCGUCCCAGUACCCAGCAAGCAUAGUCGUUCCGUCUCGUCCAAGAGCUAAGCGUACGGCGGAAUCAAGCGAAGUCCACGUCCGAACACCCAACAUAACGCCUACACACUUUCUCCACGCACGCGGCGCACACAGGACCUGUCCCAGACCCAGACCACCUAAGCCUUUAGCCCUCUUUAACCUAUCCUAUCCUAUCUCUGCUCUGCUUGCUCCGGGUGGCUAUCCGACCCCCUUCUCAAGCAACCUCUUUUAGAUCUAGUCAACCCGCCGGUAACUACUCCAGGGCAAUGGAUCUAUCCCUUCCUUGCGUUGGAGGUCCCUAGAAUGCCCUUCACCUGCGACCAUGAAGGCUGCGGCCGCUCCUAUCUUCGUAAGAAACACCUCACACGCCACAAAAAAGAGCAUUCUGCAACGCCUUCUUUCUCCUGUCCGUCAUGCGGUACCAAGUUCACAAGAGGAGAUACCCUCCGUAGACACAUGGUACUACACGGCCCUUCAGCCCCGCCAACCCGCGUAGCACAAGCCUGCGUUCCAUGCCACCGGACAAAGACCAGAUGCGAUGGUCAGCAGCCCAUUUGCUCAACAUGCAAUGACAAGGGGAAAUCGUGCGAAUGGCCCCAGCCGCGCGGCGGCAGCAAAUCUCUGACGGACCGGUCCUCCUCCUCGCCGUCCAGCUCCUCCGGCCUACCGACCUCGGGCUGCACGCCGCCCUCGAACUCCAUGGCCAUGCCCGACCACGGUGGCCACCCGAUGACGGCUCCGUCCAUGCAGCAUCAGCAUCAGCAGCACCAUCCGCCCACCGGCAUGACUACAACCUCGCAUGCAAUGAUGUCGGCUGGGCCCAUGCCGAUGACCACGAUGUCCGACACCCUCGACUUCACCACCCCGGGAUCCAUCCUAGAUGAGGCCAUGAGGCUCCAGUUGCAGAGUAUCUACUUCACCAAGUUCCAUCCCCAGUGGCCGCUGCUGCAUCGGGAGACGUUCGAAACGACGGCACAACCCAAGUUGUUGAUGCAGGCCGUUAUGACGGUUGGGCUAUGGUUUGCUUCAUGGCCGGACGCGAGGAACCUCGCGGUCAAGUUCCACGACAGUCUUUUGGUAGAAACAGGGAAUAAACUUCUCGAUCUGCUGGAGCAGUCAAGACAACGGUUGCUCUCGCCGCGGGUGGAUCUGCUACCAAUUUUCCAGUCCAUGCUGAUCUCGACAAUACUCGUGCCGUACCGAGCGGACCAGUCCAUGGACAACGUGAUGAUGACGCAUGCCAUGUUGCUCGAGACGUUCAAAGCCACGGGUGUAUACGAGCAAUCAAAGAUCAACCUAGGGUCGCAGCUCUGUGGGCAUAGUGGAUACCCUUGGAUCUUUAAAGAACUAUACCAACGUCUCGCCGUCUUCCAGUUCAAGCUACAUCUAAUCCUCCAAACAAUAUUCAUCACAAUACAUCCGGCACUGCGCCUAUCCCGCAAUGCAGAGCCGGCCAUGCUCAGGAUAAAAAUACCGCUACCGCUGAUGAUGUGGGAUGGCCCCGCGGCGCACUGGUACGGCAUGGUCCCGACAGAUCCCGCGCUGAUGGACGCGAGCGGCGGCGGCGGCGACGACGACGAAGUGCUGAUGAUUGGCAAAAUGUGCGAAAAGGCGAGCCUGACGAUGGACAAUAAGGCCCUCGUCCCUCUACUCUCCUGGGACCGGUGUUUGGGUAUGGCGAUUUGGUGUUGGUGUCUACGGGGGUCCGAGAGCGACAAGAAGUUUAUAGAGAACGUGAAGCCGUUUGUCCUCGAUCCGUUGAAGGAUACGAAUGUUUUACCAGGUUCCCGCUAGGUGGGAUGGCAUCAAUGCG
Colletotrichum godetiae is the source of this 1876-nucleotide messenger RNA. RefSeq lists its product as uncharacterized. The record is from RefSeq and is a predicted model, not a curated record. The coding region runs from base 367 to 1857 and encodes 496 amino acids. The transcript is spliced from 4 exons. Gene Ontology annotation, biological process: DNA-templated transcription; regulation of DNA-templated transcription. NCBI's taxonomy places the organism in Eukaryota, Fungi, Ascomycota, Sordariomycetes, Glomerellales, Glomerellaceae. Gene Ontology annotation, molecular function: DNA-binding transcription factor activity, RNA polymerase II-specific; zinc ion binding; DNA binding.